Drosophila rhopaloa is the source of this 453-nucleotide messenger RNA. RefSeq lists its product as uncharacterized. The record is from RefSeq and is a predicted model, not a curated record. NCBI's taxonomy places the organism in Eukaryota, Metazoa, Arthropoda, Insecta, Diptera, Drosophilidae.
AUGCCGCUGCCAUCGCCGUUGCACAAACUGCUCUGCGUGUGGCACAUUGUCAGCUUCUUCGAUUACCAGAAGAAAUUACGCCUUCUGUUGAGUUCGUGCAACCUGCAAUACGAUUAGAACACCCAGAAGUUCCGCUUUGACCAUCAGGUGUUCAACUUCUAGAGCCUCAUUUGUCUUUGGUUUUCCUUUGUCUUACUUGUGGUUGAUCACAUCAUGUGCUUGUGUUAUAUAAUGAUAAAGAGAUCUCUGCUAAGGCCAUUGAAAGAGAUGCCCCAGUCAAAAAUGGGAACUACGUUUUGUGUGUCCGUAAAGCGGGCCUUUUGCUGUUCCUGACUGAUUUCCAUUGAAUUGCACAAUUUUUACAAAAUGCAUGGUCGUCUGGAAAAGAUUCAGCAAGAUAUCUCUCAUUAUUUCAGUGACUAUCUUUCUCAUUAUUUCAUGUACUAUCUGUGA